Puma concolor (puma) is the source of this 3168-nucleotide messenger RNA. Lineage: Eukaryota; Metazoa; Chordata; Mammalia; Carnivora; Felidae. The record is from RefSeq and is a predicted model, not a curated record.
AUGUCUCAGGAGGGGGCUGCAGAGGGCUCCAGCACAGAGGACCCUGCCCUCAGUCUCAACAGCAGUGGGCUUUUCCAGGAGGAUGUGGAAGAAGCCAGCUCCAUGUCAGGCCCCAGGCCACGCGUGCCAGGGGUGAACUCUGGGGCCCAUGUCUGGGCUGGCAGCAGGAAAAGGGUCCUGAGGGGAAGAACCCAUCGAGGUGCCGGCUCCCAGGCUGGGGGUGCUCCUGGGGCCAGCCUGGAGGCGGAGGCCCACUUGAUGGUCCUGGAGCUGCGAGCCAUGAGACAAAGCCAGGGUUUGGUGCCUGUCUCUGGGCUCCACUUCCAGCUGCCCAUAGUGCCUGCUCAGGGGAGGACUCGGGCCUCCAAGAGGCUCCAGGUUUCUCUGCACGACAUCUUAGCUGAAAGUCGGCCCGGGAAUCCUCAUGGCACGUCUGUGGGUCUCCCAGAGAGAGCUUUGGUUGGCAGGGAGAGGCUGGCGGGGCUGGAGGAGACAAGCUGCCCCCGGCCAGGAGAGGCCAGAGGAGGUGGGAGUUCUCCAGGGCGUGAUGAGAGAAACCCCACCCUCAGCAAAGAGGAGCCCCCCAAAAGGAGCCUGCCGUCCUCACCAGGCCCAGCCCCUGUGGGGGCAAGAAAGGAAAACAGGAAGUGGGAGGCCCACUCAGAGGGUGGGGAGGGGGGCUUCUUGUGGUCCCCUGGUGGGGACAACCCCCAGUGUGUGGGAGGCCUCCCACCAGGUGCUGACUGGGAGUCCCUGGGAGACCUUUGCAGUCCUCUCUCUCCCAAGGACACUGGGUCUGGGCCUGGAGAUCCAGGUGGCAGUUGUGUGGGAUGUGUCUCGGGGACUGAGAAGUUUGAACAUUUGCCCACUGCGGGGAAUGGGGCCCAGCCAGUGGGCCCCUCCGACCCUGUCGGGGUCCCACUGCUGGACGGAGGAUUGUCCCUCGGGCCAGCUGCCCGGGAUCCUCCACAGAGCUCUGUGCUAUGCCUGGAAGUGCCUGGAAAGGCUCUCACAGAGUGGCAAGAAGCUGAGCACAUAGUCGGGGCCGGCUGUGAUGACGGGCCUGCUGUCUCGCACAACCAGGAGGAGCUAGAUGUCAAGGCUCAGCCAGAGUCCAGAGGGAGGCUGGGGCGAGGACUCCCUGCUCCCGCCGACGCCCCCGCCAGCUCCCUGGAGCCUGCAGCCAGCAAAGCUCGCUCAGGCCCAUCCGUGGGGCAGAGAAGAUCCAAGUGUGCUAGGAGGUUGAGGAGGGGCCCAAUGCCCCAUGCCCAGCACCAGGGCACAGACAACUCCAGCUGGGACCAGCCAGAGGAAUCCAGCCCAGGAAGCUUCCCCAAACUGGAGGAAAUGAAAAUGCCCCAUGGGGUGAAGCAUGUGUAUUACCUUGGAUCCGGGGCAGUGGUCCACCUCCUGGGGGCCAUCAGCUGUGGCCAGGCAGGGGAGCCACAGCAUCCAAAGCUGGAGGUUCUGGAGAACAUGAUGGAGGCCAGCUCAGUAUCACCUGUCCAGAGGUCCAGAAGGAAGGAAAGGCCUGUGGCCCGAGGCCCCACUGGAUGCCAGGACCUGUUUCUCAAAGUGCUUCAGGGCGAUGUCACCCCCCACGGCCUGGUGCGGAUGAGCUCAACCCAGCUGGCCCCCCAAGAGCUGGCCCGCUGGCGGGACCAGGAGGAGAAAAGGGGCCUGGAGAUCAUUGAGCAGCAACAGAAGAAGCUGUGCAGCCUCCCGGCGUUCAAACUGACCCACAAGGGUGAAGUCGAGAUCCCGCGGGACGGGGACCAGACGCUGACCCUGGAGGAUCUGAUGACAGGACCCAUGGUGUCCGUAGACAGUAGCCCACUGGCCCUGCCUGCCACGUCAAAGGACACCACGGAGCAGUACGAGGACACCACGGAGCAGCAUGAGCACCAUUUCCUGGACCCCAGCUGCCGCAUCUGCAUGGACUGGAAGCCCUCGUGUGAACUGCCAGCCUCCUUCAAAGCCACUGGGAGGAUAGGGGACAGUGUCUUCCAGAGAACCCCAAGCCCAACCCUGGUGUCCUCUCCAGCGAUGCCCCAAACCAGGGAGAAGCCUCCCACACAGCUCCAGGACAGGCUCCAGAUGCCUGCCGGGCCCACAAAGGCCCUGCCCAGCCAGCCGCCCUGGGAGGGAGCGCUGGACAUGUUCUCCAUCAAGCGGUUCAGGGCCAAGGCCCAGCUGGUCUCUGGAAACAGCUGUCGGCUCCUCAUGGCCCUGCCCGAAGUGAUCCGUUCAGCAGGCUGCAUUCCCUCCAAUACUGUCUGGGAUCUUUUGGCCAACAUCUGCCCAGCCGAGGCCAAGGACAUCUGUGUGGUCAGGCUGUGCCCACACGGGGCUCGGGACACCCAGAACUGCCGCCUGCUCUACUCCUACCUCAACAAUAAGCAGCGCCAUGGCCUGGCAGCCGUGGAACACGUGGGGAUGGUCCUGCUGCCCUUGCCUGCCUUUCAGCCCCUGCCCACCAGACUGCGCCCUCUGGGAGGCCCCGGCCUGGAAGCUGCUCACUCAAGCCUGGUGCUGGCUGUGCUGCUCCCCAAGGCAGGGCUUCCAGACACAGCAGAGUCCAGACCUCUGUGGCAGAAGGUUCAAAAGAUGGUCUCCUUCAGCAGGAAAGUGGAGAGGAGAUGCUCCCAGUCCAAGCACAGGAGUCCCGAUGUGGCCCCAAAGGGGUCCCAUCCCCCAAGGGAUACUCUGCAGCAGAACCAGGGCAAUAGCAGCCUGGCUCCAAGGGGAAUUUGUGCUUGGGAGAGGCCACCCAGAGGCAGGGGGAGACUGUGGGAAGAGCCUGAGACCUGGCAGAGUCCUGGGCGAGGGCAGUGGCCCCCCAAGCCAGGCCGGUGCCAAUCCAGGCACCCCUAUUCAGCAGUACCAUCUGGCCAUGGCCGGCGCCUCCACAGAGCCUCCUGUCCCCACCAGGCCCUGCUCCAACAUCUUGAAUCCCUGGUGUCCAUGAGCCGUCAGCUCCAAGCCUCACUGAGGUCCCCAGGCCAGGAGAUCCUUCCCCCAACUCCUGCCCUGUCCCCUGCAGCCCCUGGAAUUCUCGGUCUACUCGGUCAGCCCCCUGCAGCUCCAGAGCCCCGAAGCCCAGCUCCUGACUCUUUGGGUCCUACAGAUGGAGAUGGCUCUGAGUGUUCCUUCCCCAGAGAGACCUGA